Messenger RNA from Euleptes europaea (tarantolino), 1255 nucleotides. It is a transcript of the gene ST13, whose product is annotated as ST13 Hsp70 interacting protein. The transcript has 12 exons. Gene Ontology annotation, molecular function: protein dimerization activity; Hsp70 protein binding. The record is from RefSeq and is a predicted model, not a curated record. Lineage: Eukaryota; Metazoa; Chordata; Lepidosauria; Squamata; Sphaerodactylidae. Bases 11 to 1093 code for a protein of 360 amino acids.
ACGGGGAGCCAUGGACGGGCGGAAAGUGAACGAGCUGCGGGCCUUCGUGAAACUCUGCAAGCAGAACCCGGCCCUGCUGCACGCCGAGGAGCUGAGUUUCUUCCGCGAGUGGGUGGAGAGCAUGGGAGGCACAAUACCACCGGUUCCAUGCAACACCACUUCUUCAGAGAAGCCUGAAGAGGCAGCACCAGAAGAAAAGAAGCCAGAGGAACCACCAAACCCACCAGAGCCUCAGAGUGACGAGAGUGAUUUGGAAAUUGACAAUGAAGGAGUAAUUGAACCUGACAUGGAUGAGCCUCAAGAAAUGGGAGAUGAAAAUAUUGAGGUGUCAGAUGAGAUGAUGGAUCAGGCCAAUGAAAAGAAGAUGGAAGCUAUUAAUGCACUAGGUGAAGGUAAACUUGAGGAAGCCAUUAAUUUGUUCACAGAAGCUAUCAAAUUGAAUCCUCAUCUGGCUAUUCUGUAUGCCAAACGAGCCAGUGUUUUUGUGAAAAUGCAGAAGCCAAAUGCUGCCAUUAGAGACUGUGAUAGAGCCAUACAGAUUAAUCCUGAUUCAGCACAGACAUAUAAAUGGCGAGGGAAAGCUCACAGACUGCUAGGUCACUGGGAGGAGUCUGCACGUGAUCUGGCAUUAGCCUGUAAACUGGAUUAUGAUGAAGAUGCCAGCACUAUGCUGAAGGAGGUGCAACCACGAGCUCAAAGGAUUGCAGAACAUAGGAGAAAAUAUGAACGAAAGCGUGAAGAGAAAGAAAUCCGUGAAAGGAUGGAAAGGGUAAAGAAAGCCCGAGAGGAGCAUGAGAAAGCUCAAAGGGAGGAAGAAGCUCGGCAACAGGCAGGAGGAGGAGCUCAGUUUGGAGGCUUCCCAGGUGGUUUUCCUGGUGGCAUGCCUGGUGGGAUGCCUGGAAUGGGGGGCAUGCCUGGUCUCAAUGAAAUUCUUAGUGACCCUGAAGUUCUUGCAGCCAUGCAGGAUCCAGAAGUUAUGGCUGCUUUUCAAGAUGUUGCUCAGAAUCCAGCAAACAUGUCUAAGUACCAGAAUAACCCCAAGGUCAUGAAUCUCAUUGGCAAACUUUCAGCCAAAUUUGGAACGCCACCAUAAAGUCCCCUUUUCAUUGCAAGAGGUGGGGGAAAUAUUGAUUACUUACCAUACGUUGCAAUAACACAAACCAUUGUACCUCUGAUUCUCAAAAGAGAACUAGGGUGUUCUAGAUAGAAUCAUUCUUCCUCCUGCUGUGCUUCAGAAAUGAAUAGCAGUCAGUUC